UUAGUGUUAGUAGAAUUGGUCACAUUCGAAAUUCUGUCAAUGAAAACGUCAAAAACUUUAAAUUGAAAAUUAACCUUUCAUUUAAAAGACAAGUUUAUUAAAUCUUUUGAAUUAAAAUUUUAUCUGUAACGCGAUGUUCAAAUUGUAAAUAUAACAGUAAUAAUUUUUAUAUAAAAUAUUCGUAGGGUACUUUUAGUUGAAAAAAUCAUUGUCAUGAGUGAAAACUUAGACCCAAGUAUAUUUUUUUGUGAUAAGUGAUACAAUAAGAUUCAAAUUAUGGUGUUCUGUUUUGAAAAUGCUGAAACAUAAAUUGUUACAAGAAUGAGUGAUUCUUCAAGAAAUUAUGAGAAUUUUAUAGAAUUAAGAAAACGGGACUCCAGUUUUAUCUGGACUUCAAGAAAAUUAAAUCCACAAUUAGCUUAUUAUCAAGGUAUUCCUAGGCCUACACCCAUAUUUCACAAGCAGAAUGUUCUAAAUAGUCCAAGAAUUCAAGAAUUGUUAGAUAACAUAAGCAAAAAACAAAAUGUUUCAAAAUUGGUACUGGAGGAGAAAGUUUUAUCAGUAUUAGAUGAAAUUGGAUAUAACAAGAAUUUGAAGGUUAUCAGAUGGUUGGGUUUGGUUUUAGUUGAAAUUUGUUUAAGAAUGUCUACUGGAAUAUAUGUAAAUGUUGACAAUUUGUUAAAAUUGAAAACAGAAAUGGGAAAUUGUCCGGUGAUAUUUGUUCCUAGUCACAGAAGCUAUGCUGAUUUUAUAUUAAUGUCGUAUCUUUGCUUCACGUAUGACAUAGAAAUUCCUGCAAUAGCUGCGGGAAUGGAUUUUCAUGGUAUGUGGGGAAUGGGCAAUAUGUUAAGGGAUACAGGAGCAUUUUUUAUGAGACGGUCUUACAAUGACGAUGAUUUGUAUUGGGCAGUUUUUAAACAGUACAUAUAUCAGUUAGUUACAAAGGGGGACCUACCUAUAGAAUUUUUUAUUGAGGGUACAAGAAGUAGAAGUAAUAAAUCCUUGAUACCAAAAUACGGUUUGAUAUCAAUGAUUUUGAAAGCAUUCUUUUUCGGUGAAGUACCUGAUAUAAAAUUUGUUCCAAUUAACAUUAGUUAUGACAGAAUCCUCGAAGAAAGUUUGUUUGCUUUUGAAUUACUUGGAGUUCCAAAACCCAAAGAGAGCACAUCGGGAUUUUUCAAAUCGCUGAAGGUAAUAAAGGAAAACUUUGGGAAAAUUUAUUUUCAUUUCGGUCAGCCAAUAUCAGCUAAAAGGUUUUUUGGUGACAAACUAGAGAGGUCAGUGCACAAUAUGGGUCCACUACAUGUACAAGAAAUGACAGAAAAAGAAAAAGCUGUUAUACCUUCCCUGGCACAUACGAUAGUACAUACUCAGCAAAAAUGUGGUGUAAUAAAUGUGUUCAAUUUAGUAGCUCUAAUUUUAAAUGACAAUCUGGUUAAUAGUAAAGAAUUAUUAACCGUGAAGGAACUGAUCGAAGAAGUAUAUUGGCUAAAAGAUGUGAUACAAAAAUUAGGAGCAUUUGUGUAUACAGAAAAUAUUGAAAACAGUGUUGAUGAAUGUUUCGUCGUACACAAAAAUUUAAUAGAAGUACAGCCAAAUAAUAGAAUUCGUUUGGUGCACAAUAAUAUUAUUUUGGACAAAAUUCACUCGUCUAAGCUUAAAGCUCAUUCAUUGUCAGAAAAAUGUAUGACAUUUUCUGUACCUUUUGUUAUGCUGCAGAUGUACAUUAAUCCUUCUCUACAUUAUUUCCUAGAUGUAGCAUUAAUUGUAGUAAUUUUGAAAUAUCAGCAGGAUUUGGACGCAGAAGAAUUAUUUAAUAAAUACCACUUCCUCAGAUCCUUGUUCUCAGUGGAAUUUGUUACUAUUCUACCUUGGGUGAAAAUGGAGUUUCACAAUGCUUUGCAGUACUCAACGGUGCUAAAUUUAAUACAACUUACCUCUGCUAAUUCAUACAUAUUAGGAAAUAAUGGGAAAUUAGAAAAUUUCUUGUGUACUAUGCUUGAACCUUUCAUGCUUUCAUAUUACAUCGCAGUUGUUGUGCUAGAGGAAUCUCCAGUAAUAAUUGAUGAAGAAACUGUUUUAGUAAAUUCACAAAAAAUCCUGGAAGAUAAAAUUAAUAAUGGAAAUGAAUUUGUUCAUCCUUACUCUCUAAAUUUAGACAGUCUAACAAAUUGUUUAAAUGUAUUGGUAACAUUAGGAGCUUUAAGCAAGACUAGAAGCCGCAAUAAGAUAACAUAUGAAAUUAGAAGACAGGAGAUUGUGCCAAUAAAGGAAAAAUUAAGAAAUUACAUGUCCUACUGUUGCAGUGAAGAUAGUUGUAUUAAGAUGAAAUACUUGAAGAAUAAAUUAUAACAAAAGUAUUAUUUACAGUAUAAUUGUAUUAGAAGAGAUAUUAUAAUACAUCUAACUUGUGCCAUUAGUGUGGAAAAGGUAGUGUUUGUUUUUGUUAAUAUUUUUUGUAUUAUGUGGUUUUAUAUAUAACUAUAAAAAUGUU
Messenger RNA from Anoplophora glabripennis (Asian longhorned beetle), 2494 nucleotides. RefSeq names its product dihydroxyacetone phosphate acyltransferase (gene Dhap-at). Gene Ontology annotation, molecular function: glycerone-phosphate O-acyltransferase activity. Bases 322 to 2352 code for a protein of 676 amino acids. Gene Ontology annotation, biological process: ether lipid biosynthetic process. Gene Ontology annotation, cellular component: mitochondrial membrane; peroxisomal membrane. The record is from RefSeq and is a predicted model, not a curated record. NCBI's taxonomy places the organism in Eukaryota, Metazoa, Arthropoda, Insecta, Coleoptera, Cerambycidae. The transcript is spliced from 11 exons.